CUCUAUUCUCCUCUUCAUGGCCAAUAAACCUCAACCAGUAGCAGUAACAACACCUACAGAGAAUCAGACGGACUACGAACAAAAAAACGUACAUGAAGUCUAUGAAGUCAUUGCCAAUCAUUUUAGUGAUACUCGAUAUAAACCAUGGCCUGUCGUCGAGAACUUUUUAAAUAGCCUGAAGCCUGGUAGUUUAGGUGCUGAUGUGGGUUGUGGUAACGGUAAAUACAUGGGCGUCAAUCCUAACUUGAUGAUCUUGGGAUCCGACAGAAGCUCAAACUUGAUCAAGAUUGUAUACGAUCGUGGCCUUGAAGGCUUGGUAGCGGACGGUUUAAAUCUACCUUAUCGAGAUCAUUCAUUUGUAAGUGUUGAUGUCAAGCAAUGACUUAUGUUUCAUGAUUAGGACUUUGCUAUUUCUAUUGCUGUCAUUCACCAUUUUGCUAGCCCUGAGAGAAGACUACAGGCUGUCAAAGAUUUAUUCAAAAUUGUUCGGCCUGGAGGCAAAGUACUUGUGUUUGUUUGGGCUUUAGAACAAACCAAGUUUAGCAAACGUAAUUUUGAACCUGGGCAACAAGAUGUCUUUGUGCCAUGGAAGCUCACACCAAAAAAGGGACAAGCGACAGAACAAGUGUCAGAAGAAAAUGUGUAUCAUCGAUACUACCACUUAUUUAAACAAGGAGAACUAGACGCCUUAUUUGAACAAGUAGAAGGUGUUAUCAUUGAAACUGCAGGUUAUGAUCGAGACAAUCACUAUGU
Molecule: messenger RNA, 753 nt
Organism: Gilbertella persicaria
Lineage: Eukaryota; Fungi; Mucoromycota; Mucoromycetes; Mucorales; Choanephoraceae
Exons: 1
Coding region: 17-382 (121 amino acids)
Biological process (GO): tRNA wobble uridine modification
Cellular component (GO): cytoplasm; nucleus
Molecular function (GO): tRNA binding
Source: RefSeq, a predicted model, not a curated record